UUUAAAGAGAAUAAUCUUGUUUUUUUCAAAGACAAAGCAGAAAAUAUCUAGGCAGAAGGAUCACAGCUUUUAAUUAAGUAAUAUCCUAGAAAUCACAGUCAAUAAUUUUGAGAGGAGAGAGGUGAUGAUAAAUUGCUUGCAACAGGCCAUGCCCUGUCACCAGCCUGAUUUCUUAUUAUUUUCAUUCCUCAGUCACUAGGUCAGUUCUUAACUGUUUGAUAAGAGUUAGUUAUGAUGCGGCAAAUGGAAAUUUCUCCCCAUAAUUUAAAGUUAAUUGCAAAGAAUCAAAAAAAGAAAACCCUUCACUUAGGUAAUUACACUGGGAAGACCACCUGCCGUUUGAAAAAGAACAUUAGUUCUACCAUCCACUUCCUGGACUGGCAGCUCAUACUCAGUCUCUGCUCCUAAUCUCUAACGUUAACAUGUUUAGUAUUAGACAUAAAAUCUCAAAUUUUUUAUCGAGUUUCCAUCAGAGACUGAAACCUCAGCCCAAAUCUAUUGUUCAAAUUAUGGUAGCUAGAAUGGUAGCUACUUAAGAUUUUUGCAUUCAGCGUAUUUGAUUUUUCUCCCCUUUCGUGUCUUCGAAGUAUAUUUCUAACAGAAUACAUCCAAGUCUUUCUUGAUUAUCUUAAUUCAGAAACAACUCCAUAGCAUACAUUUUUUAGGGGCCACGUUUUGGAGAAUAACAAUAUUUUUAUCAUUUACCAAAGCAACUGUAAAAGAUAACUGUGAGGAACAACAAGGCUGCAUUUGAAAUGUGGUUGGUGGGUGGCAGGCUAGGUUACUCACUGUUCAAAAGAUUCGCUCCACUCUCCCAGCCUCAAAGAACUUGGGAUUCCAGUUUUAGCCUCGGCAAAUGUAAACAUUGCCAUGUGAAAUGAAUGUUAGAGCUCACUCUUGAAUGAUCCAAAUGAAGUUCUGUUGCAGUGGUGAGCAAUCUUUUUUGCAUAAAUGUCAAAUCAAGAAUAAUCAAAGUGUUCAUAGAUUGCCUUUAUUUUUUUUCUGGAACUCAUAUUCCUAAAAUCAGAACAUGCAGUAUCUAAAACGGAGCUUAUGCAGUCAUCUAUUUCUCUUAUGCUAAGGUUUUUAUUUCAAAGGAGUAACUGUAGUGCUGUGCCUUUAGACGUACUUUGCGUGAGAUGAAAGCUCAACGAUGCUGAAGGAGGUAUUGCAAAAUUUGUAGUUAGGGGGAAAAAGAUGGCACCAGAGUUGAGCCACAGUAAAGAGAAAAUGUACUUCUAUUAGGGUUUUCUCAGCUGCUUGGGGAGAUUUUUGAAGGAGAGUCUUAGAAAAUGGGGCGAUACAAUGGACUAGAGCGGCUACAAAUAACCUAUUAGUGAGUGCUUGCCUGUUCCUUUUCCUUACCAUUCCCAGUCUACAAUAUAGACAGAAGAGAUUCCGGUGGUUCCAGUCCCCUGGUGUGGGAUGAGGUACAAGCAGUGUUCUCAAUCUUGCUUCCUGCCUUGGGUGUCUCUGGCUGCUCUGCCUUCUACCAUGUCGUAUGCCCUCUGAGGUCCCCAGCUGCCACCUCCUUGAGAUUGUCCCCAUCCCCUGCAGGAAUCCCCUUCUCAGUAUUCUCCGUAAAGAGUCACCAGGCCUGACACAUGAAUGUCAACAUGGACAAAGUCCUAUCUAUUGUCCUCCCUGACCAUUCAUAAAAUAGCAAGUGCUUUAAAUAUAAUUUAAAAAGGAUUCAGAGUAGUUUAAUGUUGGCUAUUGUGUUGAUGUUCCAUGACUUGACUUGAGAUAAAUGGAAACACCCUGGGGUUUCACUAGCAGAAAGGACAAGCAAUCCUUCUCGUGACAUUUUCUGGUCUUUGAUGUGUGUUUUCUGUGUGCUUUAGUAGGAUGUCUUCCCUGUGGAGUUCUUCCCACCUGAUUUCAGACAGGAAGUCUGCAUGAAAUCUACCAGCUCUAAAAGAGUUUUCCCAAUACAGCCAUGCGACUUGGUACCCAAGCAAGAACAGGAAUAAUGAAGAGUCACAUGUGUUAGUUGCAGCCUUUUGAACCAAGCAAGAAGGAAAUCAACGGUGUGGACAGGGCUGGAACCGUUGCCACGCUUGCUUGUUGGAGUAAAUGAGGAAUGGGCUUGUGAUUAUGCUGACAUUCCAGCAUGAAUCUGGUAGACCUGUGGUUAACCCGUUCCCUCUCCAUGUGUCUCCUCCUACAAAGUUUUGUUCUUAUGAUACUGUGCUUUCAUUCUGCCAGUAUGUGUCCCAAGGGCUGUCUUUGUUCUUCCUCUGGGGGUUUAAAUGUCACCUGUAGCAAUGCAAAUCUCAAGGAAAUACCUAGAGAUCUUCCUCCUGAGACAGUCUUAUUGUAUCUGGACUCCAAUCAGAUCACAUCUAUCCCCAAUGAGAUUUUUAAGGACCUCCAUCAGCUGAGAGUUCUCAACUUGUCCAAAAAUGGCAUUGAGUUUAUCGAUGAGCAUGCCUUCAAAGGAGUAGCUGAAACUUUGCAGACUCUGGACUUGUCUGACAACCGGAUUCAAAGUGUGCACAAAAAUGCCUUCAAUAACCUGAAGGCGCGGGCCAGAAUCGCCAACAACCCCUGGCACUGCGACUGCACUCUGCAGCAAGUUCUCAGGAGCAUGGCUUCCAAUCAUGAGACAGCCCACAACGUGAUCUGUAAGACUUCUGUGUUGGAUGAACAUGCCGGGAGACCAUUCCUCAAUGCUGCCAAUGAUGCUGACCUUUGUAACCUCCCGAAAAAAACUACCGAUUAUGCCAUGCUGGUCACCAUGUUUGGCUGGUUCACCAUGGUGAUCUCAUAUGUGGUGUAUUACGUGAGGCAAAAUCAGGAGGAUGCGCGGAGACACCUUGAAUACUUGAAAUCCCUGCCAAGCAGGCAAAAGAAAGCCGAUGAACCCGACGACAUUAGCACUGUGGUAUAGUGUCCAAACUGACUGGCAUUGAGAAAGAAACUCGUUUGCGACUGCAGUAGAAUAAGAGGUUUACUUCUCCCGUCCAUUGUCAACAUUUAAAACUUUGUAUCUCAGUUUCUUUUGAAUUUGCCACUGUUGAACUUUUAACAAACAUGACAACAUAACAAAUAAUUUUAGUUUAGGUGACCCACCCCUGAAUUGUACUCCCGGUGGUAUAUUCCUGAGUAAGAUACUCUCUGAACAUUAGUUAGAUCCAUCUCACUAUUUAAUAAUGAAAUUUAUUUUUUUAAUUUAAAACCAAAUAAAAGCUUAACUUUGAACCAUGGAAAA
Equus caballus (horse) is the source of this 3214-nucleotide messenger RNA. NCBI's taxonomy places the organism in Eukaryota, Metazoa, Chordata, Mammalia, Perissodactyla, Equidae. The record is from RefSeq and is a predicted model, not a curated record.